Molecule: messenger RNA, 822 nt
Organism: Microdochium trichocladiopsis
Lineage: Eukaryota; Fungi; Ascomycota; Sordariomycetes; Xylariales; Microdochiaceae
Exons: 1
Coding region: 240-701 (153 amino acids)
Biological process (GO): cytoplasmic translational termination
Cellular component (GO): translation release factor complex; cytosol
Molecular function (GO): sequence-specific mRNA binding; translation release factor activity, codon specific
Source: RefSeq, a predicted model, not a curated record
CUUACCUCAUUCGAACACUGACGGGUCGUCUUCACUAGCAUGCAUGAGAAGUGGCGAAAAGCCGGCGCCGAAAUCAAGAAGGGCGACGAGCUCGGCAUCUUCCAGUUUGGUGGUUCCUCGAUCAUGGUGGCUUUUGAAAGGGGGCGGAUUCGGUUCGACAAGGACUUGCUGGAUCUCAGCAAGAGCCGCAUCCAGGUUUCCGUUGAGGUGGGUAUGAGCUUGGGCACUGCGACGAGGGCAUGAAUUGUCAAAUGGAACGGGGGGCAGCACAAUCCCGUGCAACGUGCCUCACGAGAACUCCGUCACCAAUGAUAAAAGUCAAAGUGGCUGCCAUCGUCCUAGCGGGCUCAGCCGACUUCAAAAACAACCUCAACAGCUUGGAUAUGUUCGGCCAUCGCUUGCAGGCCAAGGUAAUCAAGGUGGUUAAUGUAUCGUACGGUGAGGAGAAUGGCUUCACCAAGCCAUUGAGCUAUCAUCAGAGACGCUUGGAAACGUCAAGUUCGUUCAGGAGCAGAACCUUAUUAGCGAGUACUUUGAGAAGAUUGGCCAGACCCUGUGAGACCCGCCCAUACCACAGCGGCCACGUUCCACUUCCUCGUCUAAGGGGCGCAUUGAACAAGUGCUAUUUCGUUCCGUCCCUCUUCCUCGGCCUCUUUGCUGCUGCUGGUCCCGUGAACGACGUGUCUGGAGUAGGCCGGUGAUCAGCGAUGCUUUACUGGCCACCGCCUUCUUCCGACCGGGAAGCCGUGUCGUCGUCCCGCAGAUAAUGGCUCUCGAGCCCCUGGGAAAGGCCCUGUUUCUGGGACCAACGGGACAUCAAAA